Tarenaya hassleriana is the source of this 1937-nucleotide messenger RNA. RefSeq names its product glycosyltransferase-like KOBITO 1. The record is from RefSeq and is a predicted model, not a curated record. NCBI's taxonomy places the organism in Eukaryota, Viridiplantae, Streptophyta, Magnoliopsida, Brassicales, Cleomaceae. The coding region runs from base 74 to 1711 and encodes 545 amino acids. Gene Ontology annotation, biological process: response to abscisic acid; cellulose biosynthetic process. The transcript is spliced from 11 exons.
CAUCGUAUAGAUCUCAAAGACACUACUCGCUCUUCUUCCUCCAGGCCAUUUUACGUUUUCUCUGAAAUUCGCCAUGAAAUCCAACCACCAUCACCACCGUGCUCCACUCAUCUCCGCUGCAUCUUCCUCCUCUUCUUCUUCCUCAAGCCACUCCUUCGUUUCUCGGCUUCUUCUUCUCCUGACGCUUCUCCCUGUCUCGCUCGCCUGUCUCGCCUUCGUCCUCCAAUGGCGCGGCGGCGGACUCGCCGACCCGACCUCCGUAUCCGCUGUCGGAUCCUCCACUUGGGCUCCUGGCGGCUCUGAUCUCAACCACGAGGUGUUUCCUGGAAUGGAGACUGUUUCUUCAGUCUCUACCAAGGCUCAUCUAUCGUCCUCCGAUUGCUUCAAUCUCGCUCGUAGCUCUUCUCCAUCGUUCCCUUACUACGGAGACUGGAAGUUUGGUGUUGAUGCCAAUUUGAAGCCUAAGAUAUGUAUCACGACAAGCACAUCGGCCGGUUUGGAACAGAUUCUGCCAUGGAUGUUCUAUCAUAAGGUUUUAGGAGUCUCGACAUUUUACCUUUUUGUAGAAGGGAAAGCUGCUACUCCCAGCGUUUCGAAAGUCUUGGAGUCUAUUCCAGGAGUUAAGGUAAUAUACAGAACUAAAGAGCUGGAGGAGAAGCAGGCUAAGAGUCGGAUUUGGAAUGAGACGUGGUUAUCAGCUUUCUUUUACAAGCCAUGCAAUUAUGAAUUAUUUGUCAAGCAAUCUCUCAACAUGGAGAUGGCUAUUAUCAUGGCAAGGGAUGCGGGCAUGGAUUGGAUACUUCAUCUUGACACUGACGAGUUAAUAUACCCUGCUGGUGCUCGUGAGUACUCAUUGAGGCAGUUGUUGCUCGAUGUCCCUCCAAAUGUUGAUAUGGUUAUAUUUCCAAAUUAUGAAAGCAGUGUUGAAAGAGAUGAUAUCAAGGAUCCUUUUACCGAGGUGUCAAUGUUCAAGAAGAACUACGACCAUCUUCCGAAAGAUACAUACUUUGGGAUGUACAAGGAAGCAACACGUGGAAAUCCAAACUACUUCUUGACUUACGGAAAUGGGAAAUCAGUCGCUCGUAUUCAAGAGCACCUCCGUCCAAAUGGUGCACACAGAUGGCAUAAUUACAUGAAAUCUCCGAAUGAAAUUAAAUUGGAGGAGGCUGCUGUUCUACACUAUACCUAUGCAAAAUUUUCGGAUUUGACAUCCCGACGUGAUCGUUGUGGCUGCAAGCCAACAAAAGAAGAUGUGAAAAGAUGCUUUAUGUUGGAGUUUGAUAGAUCUGCAUUCAUAAUUGCCUCUACAGCAACUGGAGAAGAAAUGUUAAACUGGUACCGUGCACAUGUUGUCUGGGGCGACAAAGAGAUGAAGCUGAAACUCCUGAGGAAGGGCAUCCUGACACGAAUUUAUGCACCGAUGGUAAUAAUACAAGCGUUGAAAGAGUCUGGUGUCUUCAACUCAGUUAUCUCUUCAGCUCCGACAAAUCUUUCGAAGAACAAGUUCUUAGAAUCCAUUCGAGUCAGCAACUCAUCCAAAACCGCAUCUGGAUCUAUUCCCUCGAGGCAUAUCGAGAAGAACAGAGAGCGUCAGCACAUCUCGGCCAGGCGAGUUCUUAGUGCUGAGUCAGUGAACAGCCAUGAACCAGCCGUCCCGCCAUUGUCGCCCCCAGGGAUGGAACAUGAUGCAGUGAUCACCACAGAGGAAUAACAGGUUCUUGGCGGCCGCUGACCACGACGAUCACCACCACCACUUCUCUUUCUCACCGGCGUGUAGGUUAGAAAAGGCGGUGGAGAGACAGAAGAGAAUGUGAGGAAAGCGGGUUUUCUGUGAUUGUUCGUUCCCGAUCAUCACCCAAGCGCUGUGUACACUUAGAACCGAGAGAGAGAGAGAGAGAGAGAGAGAGAGAGAGAGAGAGAGAGAGAGAGAGAGAGAG